AUGACAACUGAAUUCACCCCCUUAAUAAUUGAUAGUUCAUUUUUCUCGGAUUCUAAAAAGAUUAUCAAGGAGAGAAUUAUUCCAUGGGAAGGAUUAGCAAGAUCAGGAGUUGUUUCAGAAGAUGAUGCGAAUAAUAUCAAAGUAUUAAUCAAACAAUCCACUGCCAAUAGAAAUAAGACUGUAUUGGGUAAAACAGGAUUCUAUACCAGAUCGUUAUUGAACUUAUUGAAUAGAUUGAAUGUAAAUGAUAAAGAUGAUGUUGUGAAGAAUGUUUUGGCGUUGAUUAAUGAUUUAUUGUUAGACUUACCAGGUCAAGAAUUUUUAGGUGCAUUAUUGGCGUUGUCUUCUGUGGAUCAUGCUUUACCAUAUGAUCCAUUUCUUAAACAUUUAAAUAAUAACGAUCCAUUUAUUAAAUCUUUAUGUUUAUAUAACCUUUCCAUUUUGUUAACUAAGGCUUCCAAAGAUUCGUCAAAUUCUUCAAAGAUUGAUAACGAAGUUUUAAUUAAAAUAUUUGAUGUUUUAUCUUCAAAUAGUAUGAUUGGAGGAAAUGAUGUUAAUUAUCAAUUUAUUGGGAUUCAAUUAUUACAAGAUUUAUUAAUUGUUAGACAAUUUAAGAUUAUUUAUCAAAAUAAUAAUCUUGUAUCCAAUUUCAAACCAAUUAAUCAAUUAAUUUCCAAACUGGCUUCUCAUCCAAAUGCUACAGGAUUACAACUUUCAUAUAAUAUCUUAUUAGCUACUUGGAUUUUAUCAUUCAGUGCCCCAAUAAAUAAAGUUUUACUUUCAAAUUUCCCUCAAUUGGCAGGAAGUCUUUUUAUUAUUGCUAAAGAUUCUAUCAAGUUGAAAAUUGUUAGACUUUCAGUUGCAAUUAUAAAGAAUUUUGUUGCUGUUUGUUCUUCAUCACAUGAAGAAUUCAAAGUCAUUAAAUUAUUAUUAUUCCAUGAUGCAUUAAAUACGAUUAAUAUAUUGAAAGAAAGAAAAUUUGCAUCUAGUGGGAGUGACGAAGAAUUAGCAAAUGAUUUAGAAUUUUUACAAGAUAGUUUGAAUGAAGUUGUUAGUCAAAAGUUAACUUCAUUUGAUGAAUAUAUGACAGGAUUAGAAAAUCCAAAACUUAUUAGUUGGGCAUCACCUACUCAUAAAUCAAUUGAUUUCUGGUUAGAAAAUUCUGGUAAAUUUAAGGAUUCAAAUUAUAAAUUAAUUAAAAGAAUCUUUGAAAUUUUAAUUGCAAAUACAAAUGAUAAUCCAAUUAUAAGUGUAAUUUUAUUAAAUGAUUUACAAUUCUUAAUUAAGAACCUUGGACAAGAUUUAAUUAAUUUUAUAAAUACAGAAAAGAAUGGUCAAUAUAAAUUAUUAAUAAUGUCAUAUUUGGAUAAUAAUUUAGGUAAUAAUGAAUUGAAAUAUGAGGCAUUAAAGACAAUUCAAUUAUUAGUUGGACAUACAACAGUAAGAAAUAAUAUGUCAGAGUUUCAUAAUGAUAUGAUUUACAAAGAACUGAGACGUCUGACGUUUCUUAAUCCAAUCAAAAUUGGGAGAAGGGCAACAAUACGAUGGGAACAGAAUCAUCAAGUAGAUACAAUUGAACCCUUAGUUGAUGCAGGUUUCUAUUAUUCACCAAUAACUAAGAAUAAAUCACAAAUAGUGUGUGCAUAUUGCAAUACAUCCGAAUCCAUUCUUGAUGACUCACAAUUAUCACAAAUAUCAGUUUCACAUCUUCAAAACAUUCCAACAUGCCCAUUCUCACAAAUCAUAGUUGCAUUUACAAAAUCUCAAAAUUAUAAAUCACGAUCUUCAAUAAAAAAGUUUUGGAAACAGCAGUCAUCUAAAGCAUUGAGUGAUCCAUUAAGCGAAGAAGCAGUCGAAUUGAGGAGCAAGUUUUUUAAGAAUGUAUAUCCUUUGGAUAUGGGAAAUUAUAGACCAAAUAGUAGAAGUCUAUCUGAAGCUGCAUUCAUGUAUUUCCCAGAGUCCUUAGGAGAUGACAAAACGAUGUGUAUAUAUUGUGGACAUAGUUUAGAACUUUGGGAAGAAGAUGAUGAACCUAUAGAGGAGCAUAAAAAGAUGGCAAGUUCGUAUUGCUAUUUCUUGGAUUGUUAUGAGAAGGCAAAGAAUGGUAAACCUCAACAAAAAAUACGAAAACAGUCAAUUUAUGAAGAUACAGUACGGCAACAUAUAGUUGAACUAGGUCUGCAAGAAGAAUCACCGGAAAUACCGAAAACUUCUACCAACGAAGAACUGAAAUCCCCAUUGCAUACAUCUACCAGAUCUCCAGCAGAGCUCAGACGUAUGUCUGGUGAGCAGGACAAAAAUGUUGAUUAUUGUGAUAAACCACCAGAUGAGGAUUUGUGGCAAGAACUUAUUGAGGCUUCAAAAAAGGCUCCUGUGAGUAGAACAUAUAGAAAGAUCAGAAAGGUAAGGUCGGGAAAUAUCAACAAAGACAAAAGCGUCGAUGUUCUUGUGCCCAUAAAAGAACAAAAUCCAAUAGUACAGAGAAGAUCCACUAGAAACAGGAAGCAGAAGGAUAUUAAUCAAGAAGAAGGGGGAGACGUUGAACACAUGUCAGUUGAAACGAAGGAAAAAGAAACCCUUCCCGAGAUAUAUAGUUCACAUAUUCCAAGUAUAAAGAGUGAUAAGGAACGGCAAGACAAGGAUAUUGAAGAGACAAGGCAAAGCUAUGCAGAAAUAGAGGAAAACAUCGAAAGGGAUGGGGAAUCUGAAUUUUCAAUUAACCAAUCGGAUGAUGAUUACGAUGAUAGUGCACAUAAUAAACCUGAAUCUACCAAGAGAUCACCAAAGAAGUCAAAUAUUCUUAGAAAGGAGCCUACUCCAGAACCUACUCAAUCUCCUGAACCCCUUGAAAGACCAGCUACUAGGAAACCAAGAAGUAUUAAAUUACAGAAUGCACAUCACAUUUCUAAAACUCCGGUAUUUGAAACCAGUGAUGGCAAUUUAGGUUACGAAGAUGAUAAUAUUGCAAAUCUAGAAAAGAAUAUAACCCCAAUACCCAUUGAACUUCCGCCUGAGACCGAGAAGACAAGAAGGAUUUCCGAAAUUAAGUUAUCUUCCGUGAAAUUUGCUGUGGUGAGAGAAGAAUCCAACCCUUCGAAACGAAAGAAACAGAAUACUAAGAAUGAAAUGACGCAGCCCAUAAAGAGAUCCAAACCUAAUAUAUUUGAUAAUUCUUUUGAAGCCCCUGAAAGUUUUCUUCCGCAUCAAGCUACUUUGUUAAUUCUGUCACCUGUCCAUGAUCACUUGGAUGCUAAAGAAACAAUCGCAUUGGAAACAAAGUUAAGCAAAUACCCAAAUAAUGAUUUGAUUACUACUCCGCCAGUGAAAGCUAUUGAAGAAGUUAUCCCAGUAUUAGGUGCCAUUGCAACUGAAGUAGUUCUAAAUCUGCCGCAACCCGUUGAAUCCAUGGACAAACUUAACAUAGAUGAAAAAGCGGAUAUUCUAAUCGAUAGACAUCAAGAGCUGAGUUUUUCUGGCAAAGAGCCCCCCAAUGAUGCUUCUGUUGAUCCACUCAACAAUUUGAAUAAUGAACUAAAUAACGAUUUGAACGAUGAUAUUGAUGUCGAAGCAAAUAUGAAUAUUGAUGACCAUGAAAAUUUAAACGAAGAUGACGUACUUUUAGAUGCAAAUGACAAUGACAGCUUAAUAGAGGAUGACAGUGUAAUUUUGGAUGGUGAUACUUCCCCCAUCGAUGAUGCUGAUGUUCGGCUUGUGUCUGUCGUUUCAGAUUCUGAAUAUGAAGUUAGUCGUGCCAGCAUUUCACAGAAACCCCCUUCCAGACUAGAACUGAAACGCGAUGUACAAAUAAGACAAUCUGUUGCUAUCAUUCAAAAUGAUGAAGUGCAGAUAAUAAAACCGAAACCUGGUGUACAGGAGCGACAACCUGUUGCUAUUAGUAAAAAUGAGGAAGAGAAGAGGGCAGCUAGCGACCGUGUCGAAGUUGACAUAGACACAAACAUUGACCACAGAAACAAUGAUGUCCCAAAACCUGACUCACCGAAAGUUGUGAAUUCUUAUACAAACCCUGGAGACUACAAUUUCAAUUCCAAUCUUCGAACAACUGAAAGCAGGAUAAGGGAAAAUAUUUCACAACCGGAGGCUGUCAAACAACAUAAGGAUACUGCCCCUGUCAAGAAUUUAAUAAAUUCAAUGAAGGUUACAGGCAUAUCAGGACAAGCGUCGAUCACGAAAAAUGAACCCAGUACGGCAACCAGCACAGAUUUAGGCUAUAACAGGAUCACAGGAGUGUUGAUCGAAACAGCAAUGAACAAGCAGCAGCCAAUAUUCCCAGAAAUCGAAGUAGAAUUCACGGAAGUGAACAAUAAGAAUGAAAUUGAGAUACAAAAGCAGCCACAAUUGGAUAUACGAGACGUUCCGGUUGAAUAUAUGAAACCCAAAUAUAAUUCUAAGCCAGAUGAUAUAUUUAAUUUCAUUGCAGAUACAGAAAUCAAUCAAGAAGAGAAGCUAGAAACGGACGAAAGAAAGGAUGUACAAGAAUACAAUUCACCAAGCCAUGUUGUUAUACACAAAAGGGCGGAUGAAUAUAAUGAAAUCAUCUUUGAUAGGGUUGGUCAAGUUGAACUUGGAACAGGCUUUAAUCAGCAAGAGCAGAUUAAAGAGAAACAAACGGUAAACGAACAAGAAGCGGUGCUCCAGACGAAUGCAAUGACUAUAAGUAAUACCGACAUGAAACCCGAUGAAGCGAUUCCUCCACCCAAACUGAAGGAAGAAUAUCCAGGCAUCGUACAACCAGAGGAACCAUUAGAGAUUAGAAAAGAAAUUACUGAACCAAAUCAAGGUGACCAAAAACCCAAUCUUGGAGACAUUGUAAGCGACGACGAGGAUGUACAAGUUUUUUUCGACGACUAUGCUAGUGAAAUGAGAAUACAUCAAAGUAUCAUAGGCCAUGAAUCACACGAGAAUACAUAUUCCAACUACGUUCGCAAGCUUGGCACUAGUCAAAUUAUUGAGUCAAAUGAGGACAAGCAAAAUGACCAUGACUUGUAUGAAGAUAUAAUCUCAGAUUUCAUGAAAUUUGAACCGAGUCCCAGGAAGGUUGAUUCUAGUAAAAAAGACAUCGUUGUUACUGGAUAUAUCAAAACUAGGGAAAAUGAUGAAAGAAAAAGUCUGAAGUCGGAUUAUCUUAACGAACCGAACAUGAAGAUGAAAAAACAACAAUUGAAUGGAAGAGAAAUAGGUAGACUCGAUAGGGAAGGGUCCGAAAACAAGCUGAUAUUGGUAUCGAAGUCGGCUCACAAUCAGUCUCACGAGCGAUCCAACCUACCAAGUAAUGCAGUAAACAAUGCCGACCCCGCUGAAAAAUUAAAUUCAAGAGCAGUCAAGCAGUCAUCAAACAAGCAUGGAAGCCACGAAUUGAUUGAUGGCAAACAGGAGAAUUCGGAAUCAACAACGAGAACAAUUCUUCAGAGGUUAUCAGUUACUCCUGGUCCUGUAACAGCCACCGAAUUAUUGAGUCCAUUAGUGAGCUCAACACCAGUUAGACAUCAAGCGAAUAGAACAUUCAACCAACAACUAGGGAACACACCCGGUCUAUCCAAGCCGCUCCAUCUUCCACCAGUACCCACAAAUAAUGAACCAAUAACAUCACCUUUGGCGAUGUAUACAUCACCGAUAAGUGACUAUGACGUACGUGAUUCGGUAGAUAUCAAUUCUAUACGAUCCGGAGAGCAAGUAGCACAAGAUCGAUCUACAGAUCCUUUGGGACUUCUUUCCAAUCUACAUGUACAGGAAACGACAGGUUCACAAAAUCAACUCUUAAAAUGGGAACCAAAAUCGAUGUCGGACUUUAUUGAGAAGAUGAAGUUAUUAGAAGUUAGUUCACAAGAUGUGAAGAAUCUAGCUAGUUCAGGAUAUGAGUUACACAAUGAUGUGGAUGGGGAAUUGACUAGAUUCAUAGCGGAAAUGCCCGAGACUGAGGAAAAUAUGACAAUAAAAGAAUGGGUUGAAUAUUGUGCACAAAAUUGUUACGAGAUUGUGUUACAAUCAUGUGCGGAAUACAAUGAAUUUUUGAGAGCCGAAUAUGAGCGAGCAAUUGCUGUUCUAGAAGCCCUUCCCACGUUGGAUUAG
This is a messenger RNA of Hemisphaericaspora subhashii, 6087 nucleotides long. RefSeq names its product VMA13. The transcript is spliced from 3 exons. Bases 1 to 6087 code for a protein of 2028 amino acids. Gene Ontology annotation, molecular function: proton-transporting ATPase activity, rotational mechanism. The record is from RefSeq and is a predicted model, not a curated record. Gene Ontology annotation, biological process: proton transmembrane transport. Gene Ontology annotation, cellular component: fungal-type vacuole membrane; vacuolar proton-transporting V-type ATPase, V1 domain. Lineage: Eukaryota; Fungi; Ascomycota; Pichiomycetes; Serinales; Debaryomycetaceae.